UGUGCUCCAAGUUUUUAUUAAAGUGAGACCCUCGAGUCAGCGAGGCAUGCACCUUACUCUUUUCUCGCAGAGUCCGUGGAAAUCAUGCUCGCAAAGUGCGUUAACAUCGAGCAUGCUGUGAACUCUCUUAUUGCCGGUUUCUGGAUCACUUUGAGCGUCUGUUCCGUGUGCGUCCGCGGCCAGGAGGGUAAUGGCUGUGGACAUUCAGUGCUGGCAGCAGAGUCGGGCACCGUAGCCUCUCAGAACUAUCCGGGCACCUACCCCAGUAACACCUGGUGUAAGUGGAGGCUUCGUGUGCCACAGGGGCGCGCGCUGCGACUGCUCUUUGGAGACUUUGACGUUGAGAGCAGUCCGGGCUGCAUCAAUGGCUCUAUGGUGAUUACAGACAGAAAUGGAGAAAGCAACCUAGGUCCUCUGUGCGGGAAGCUUGAUGCAGCCUGGAGGAAUGUGACAUUUAAUAGCAAUGAAGUAACAAUAACAUUCAAGUCAGGCCCACAUCGUUCUGGACGAGGGUUUCUGCUUUCUUAUGCCACGGACCAGCAUCCAGAUCUCAUUUCUUGUUUACAACGAGGAUCUCAUUCUGACUCACAGCAUUUAAGCUUGUAUUGCCCUGCGGGAUGCAAGAAUGUCACAGGGGAUGUUUGGGGGAACUCUGAGCAAGGUUACAGAGAUACCUCAGUCCUGUGCAAGUCUGCAAUCCAUGCAGGAGCUACAUCUGAUAGUCUGGGAGGUCGUAUCACUGUGAAUCGUGGGAGAAGUCUUACACUAUACGAAUCAACCUUUGCCAAUGGGAUCCUUUCUAAAAUGGGUUCGCUUUCUGAAAACAAGCUGCUUUUCAUCCACGAUUGUAACAGCUUCCUGGCUGUUUCUGGUUUAAACGCCUCGUCUUUUGCUGAUAAAAACAGUGGAGAGCACACGGUGUUCAGAAACAAUGAUUUCAGCCGUAACUUCCUGCUCUGGGCAGCAGACAGUAGUGAUCGGAGCCCGUGGGUGGAGGUGGAGCUGAGUGAUAGAAGCACUAUCACAGGAAUAGUAACAACAGGAUCAGAUGAGCACUACAUACAAUCCUACAUUCUUUUCUUUAGCAAGGACAGAAAGAACUGGAAGCUUUACAAAGAUGCUCUAAGCAAAGAAAGAAAGGUGUUUCAGGCCUACACCGAUGGCCACCUCAGGGUGCUCAAUAGCUUGUUUCCUACUGUGGUGGCUCGAUUUGUCCGGCUUCAGCCACUGAGCUGGCGUGGGAGAGCUUCAGCUCAUGUCCAGGUUCUGGGCUGCACUGUCACACCGAGGUCCCCCCGUCCACCCGGAGGUGAAUCUCCAUCCAUCAAAAUUAACAUAGGUCCACGACUCCUGAGCCCCUCUCCCACCCCCAGUGAAAGCACGGUGUUAGUGGAAACAACUCAGAGCUCCAGUCAGCCAGUAAUAGUAGCAGUGGGAGUGGCCCUCGGACUGAUAAUAUGUGGCAGUUGUUUGUUGGCUGGAUUCUGGUUGAAGCGAAGAAAAAAAGAUUCACAAAUGAAGUACUCCUACUCUGUACCUACAAUAGGUUGUCAGAGUUUCAAGGAGAAGAGUUUUCCCUGCUCACAGUCGGAGCUCAUCUCGUACCCUCCGGUGCGAAAUGUCCAUGAUGCACUGCCAAGCCCCCCUCUUAAUGACUAUGCUGAGCCAGCUCUUACACCUAUUGGACAGAAGGUUGGCUCAACAUUUAAGCCUUCCUCAGAAGAGUGCUAUACUACCCCCUUCACCUGCAGCCAUUACGAUACUCCUGGCAGCCUGCCAGAGUAUGCAGAGCCACUUCCUCCAGAGCCUGAAUAUGCCACCCCGUUCUCAGAACAGCCCUCUGAGUCCAACCUCAUUCACAGCAGUGCACACGGACCUCCUGCUCCAGCACCGACAUCCAGCCAGUAUGACUGCCCUUCACACAGAGUGCUCUUCAAUGGAUACUGCACUCCUGCUCUACAUGCCAAUAGCCCGAGACCAGUCAGCGUCGUCUAUGCAGAGCCCAAGUCCUGUGACUCUUUACUACAGAAACACACGUAUGAAGAUCCUUUGUGAGCACAGCAAGCUUAGACUGAGAAAAAGGCUCUUUGGAGUUAAAAUGUGUGUUGGGACCAGGGCAACACUUUGAGCAAUCUCAAGUUGAACAGUAAGCUGGACAGUGCUGUCCAGAGUGCACUAACUUGACCUCUCUGUGAGUGAUGUACCCAAAGAAGUCAACUUUGGACCACUAUGCAUAUGGGGGUACAGUUACUCAGACUAAACAGUGAGCGCCACAUAGAUGCAGAUAUUUCCAUCAUGGAAGAAUGGGAUAGUAUUUUUUUUUUCUUUCAUAUUGCACAAACAAAUACAGGUUCAGUUGUGUCUCAGAGAUACUGUUUGAAAUGUUUAAUCACAUAACUGCACUUUCCAGAAAC
Molecule: messenger RNA, 2414 nt
Organism: Archocentrus centrarchus (flier cichlid)
Lineage: Eukaryota; Metazoa; Chordata; Actinopteri; Cichliformes; Cichlidae
Product: discoidin, CUB and LCCL domain-containing protein 1
Exons: 15
Coding region: 85-2055 (656 amino acids)
Cellular component (GO): plasma membrane
Molecular function (GO): signaling receptor activity
Source: RefSeq, a predicted model, not a curated record